Messenger RNA from Acaulospora morrowiae, 641 nucleotides. The record is from the annotation of a GenBank genome assembly. NCBI's taxonomy places the organism in Eukaryota, Fungi, Glomeromycota, Glomeromycetes, Diversisporales, Acaulosporaceae.
AUGGCAAGUAGAUCCUCCCUCAAACAUGUUAAAGUGAAAGAGUCAACAGGAGAACCAAACAUUAUGGCUAUUUUCAGUAACUACACAGAUGCUGAGGAAGCAUACACAUAUCCAAUCUUAGAGUUUAAAAACUUCAAACCAAGAUUAAAAGAUAUCAUAACAGGAUCCAUAAAAUUUAAUUCUAUUGAGUAUAUUCAAAUGCAGACAACAGGACUACACAAAUCAGCAAUAGUAAUCUUUACUCACCAAUUCGACUAUGAUAUAGCCAUAAACAAUUGGUUAGUAACAAUAGAGGGGAUACUCAACACAUGGUUGCAAACUGCAAUGUUAAACCUUCAGACAAUAUUCGCACAAGACAUGGGACAUAUCCCAGAGACAGAUUCUUCACACAUUGAGAGAAAACAUACUACAACAACAGAAACCAGUAUAGUAUCACAUCAGAUAAGUCAACUAGAAAAAAGAAUUAGCAUAUUAGAGGAAGACACAGUACACAGACAUAUGGAUGAAAUGGAAGAAGAUAUAGAAUCCAUCUUGGAUUUCACAAUUUCCACAACAGAACAACUAAUUGAGACAAAAGACAUCAAAACAACUCAAAGUCAGAUCAACGAAAAACUCAACAAAAUGGAAGAAACGAUGGCACA